Aquila chrysaetos chrysaetos is the source of this 1748-nucleotide messenger RNA. It is a transcript of the gene REN, whose product is annotated as renin. The record is from RefSeq and is a predicted model, not a curated record. The coding region runs from base 117 to 1235 and encodes 372 amino acids. Gene Ontology annotation, molecular function: aspartic-type endopeptidase activity. Gene Ontology annotation, biological process: angiotensin maturation. The transcript is spliced from 10 exons. NCBI's taxonomy places the organism in Eukaryota, Metazoa, Chordata, Aves, Accipitriformes, Accipitridae.
UGCCGACAGGACACAGCAGGAGGGUGCAGCAGUGUCUGGUGGUCUUGGCCGUCACCUGGGGUGCCAGCUUCUUCCCCUCGCCAGCCCAGGCUUUGCAGAGGAUCGCGCUGCGGAGGAUGCCCUCCAUCCGCCAGACGCUGCAGGAGAUGGGAGUGAAGGUGUCGGACAUCUUCCCUGAGCUCAAGCAGAGCAGCCGCAGCGGCGUGGUCGGUCCCAGAAAUGGGACGGCUCCCACUCUCCUCACAAACUACCUGGACACCCAGUAUUUCGGCGAGAUCAGCAUCGGUACCCCCGCGCAGACCUUCAAGGUGGUCUUCGACACGGGCUCGGCCAACCUGUGGGUGCCGUCCUACAAGUGCUCCCCCCUCUACAGUGCCUGCGUUUCCCACAGCCGCUACGACUCCUCCAAGUCACGGACGUACAUAGCCAACGGCACGGGCUUUGCUAUCCGCUACGGGACAGGGAGCGUCAAAGGCUUCCUCAGCCAGGACAUCGUUAUGGUGUCAGACAUCCCCAUCAUCCAGGUCUUUGCCGAGGCAACGGCGCUGCCUGCCUUCCCCUUCAUCUUUGCCAGGUUUGAUGGGGUGUUGGGGAUGGGCUACCCCAGCCAGGCCAUCGAUGGCAUCACCCCCGUCUUCGACCGGAUCCUCUCCCAGCAGAUCCUCAAGGAGGACGUGUUUUCCGUCUACUACAGCCGAGCUUCGAAGAAUGCUCUUCUGAAACCCGGGGGCGAAAUAAUCCUCGGAGGCAGCGACCCAGCCUACUACACCGGUGACUUCCACUACCUGAACGUCAGCAAGAGCGGCUACUGGCAGAUCAGCAUGAAGGGGGUGUCCAUAGGGGCUGAAAUCCUGUUCUGCAAGGAAGGCUGUUCCGUGGCCAUCGACACAGGAGCAUCCUACAUCACCGGCCCAGCCGGCCCCAUCUCCGUGCUGAUGAAAGCCAUCGGGGCAGCAGAAAUGGCCGAAGGAGAGUAUGUGGUGGACUGCGACCGAGUCCCUCAGCUGCCCAACAUCUCCUUCCACCUGGGCGGGAAGGCAUACACGCUCAGCGGCUCAGCCUAUGUCCUCCGGCAGUCCCAGUACGGGGAGGACAUCUGCGUGGUGGCUUUCUCGGGGCUGGACAUCCCACCUCCAGCUGGUCCCCUCUGGAUCCUGGGCGCCAGCUUCAUCGGACACUACUACACCAAAUUCGACCGGCGCAACAACCGCAUCGGCUUUGCCACGGCCCGCUGACGGCCGGCGGGGGCCGUGGAGAGGGAUGGGGGAACCAGCCUGGAGGCAAGAGUACCACCGAGAAGAAAUGAUUUGAAGUGCAAACGAGAACAGCGUUUCCUUACAGCUCAGCCACCUCCUCUCUGUACUGAAGCAACUGCAAAACCUCACCUUCUCCCACUCGAAAACCCCCACUCUGCUUCCCGAGAGUCUCUGCUGCUGGGGAGAACUGAGCCUUAAACGCAUCUUCUAGUGAGCGUGUUCAGUCUGGAAAUCAAAGCGGGAUCCUGUGUCCGGGAGCUGCACCUCCAGGGACUUCUAGGGUGAUGUGCAAUAGUACAACUGGCAUGCAGUGAAUUGCUGCUGCUGUGGAGGUGCUUGCAAGUUGCAGACAGACUGAGGAGGGAUGAUCUGUUACAGUUCGUGUUAUUCUUUGAAUGGGAGAAAAAUAAUCUGGCUGUGUUUAAUGAUAGUUUUAGCUGGUGUUAACCCUACCCCUCUCCGUGACUUUAAUAUUAAACAAUCUUAGAGCAA